Durio zibethinus is the source of this 2191-nucleotide messenger RNA. Its product is annotated as cyclin-dependent kinase inhibitor 3-like. Gene Ontology annotation, molecular function: cyclin-dependent protein serine/threonine kinase inhibitor activity. NCBI's taxonomy places the organism in Eukaryota, Viridiplantae, Streptophyta, Magnoliopsida, Malvales, Malvaceae. Gene Ontology annotation, biological process: negative regulation of cyclin-dependent protein serine/threonine kinase activity. Gene Ontology annotation, cellular component: nucleus. The record is from RefSeq and is a predicted model, not a curated record.
CAAAAUAUCAUGAGAAAAUGAAAAUAUCACUGUUUUCUUAACCCCAACCCUAACUUUUCUAUCCUCCUCUCUCUGUCUUUUCUUUUUUCUCUUUCAGAUACGAACAUUGGUCCCUUCUUUUUUGCAUCCCUCCAUUACUCUACCUUAAAACCUCUGUUUGCUCUGUUUUUCUCUUGAAGAGAGAAAAACAAAAAAAACCCUAUUCUUUUUAUAGCGAUAGGAAGAAUCAUAAACACUCUUUCUCAGUGAACAGAGGGCACAAAGAAAAUGGGAAAGUACAUGAAGAAAUCUAAGAUAGCAGGGGACAUAGCAGUCAUGGAAGUUUCUCAUCAGUCAACCUUGGGUGCUCGUACCAGAUAUGCUAAGACCCUAGCUUUGCAAAGACUCCAAAAAACAAACCCUUCUCCUUCACCAGUCCGACUUGUCGCGUCAACCCCAGAUGUCUCUUCCCUUUCUUAUCUUCAGUUAAGGAGCCGUAGGCUGGAGAAGUUGCCUUCCCCUGUUUCGUGUGAAACCAAACAGAAACGGCAGGAGAAAGAGAGUAGUUGCAGAAAAGAGAAGAAGAAUGGUGAGAACAAAAGUGAAGCGUGUUUUGGGAAAAACAGGGAAACGGUUGUGGGAAUGGGGAUUUGCUGUGAAGCGGAGGAGGCUUCUUUUGGAGAGAACAAUUUGGAUUUUGAACUCAGAGACCGGAGCACUAGAGAAAGCACACCUUGUAGCUUGAUGAAGGAUUCAGAAACCAUUGCAACUCCUGGUUCGACCACAAGGCGGAGAAGCUCUCCUUCAACUCAACCAAGAGGGUGGAAUGAUGUGCAGAGAUUCAUCUCUACGACGCAUGAAAUAGAGGAAUUUUUUGCUUGUGCGGAACAACAGCAGCAGCAACAGUUCAUUGAGAAGUAUAACUUUGAUAUUAUGAACGAUUUGCCUCUUCCAGGACGAUAUGAAUGGGUGCAAGUGAUACCAUAAUCGGAGCCCAUUCAACUCUACUCCCUGAAACUUCCUGAUUAAUUUCAUGCGCAAGCAGUGUGGUAUAACAUUCCCAUUGCUCUUUUGAGUUAAUGUAAAGAUUGAUUAAACCUUGGCUAAGAUGUGUAAUUUAAAGAUCUGUAACAUAACAGAGCUGAUGAAUUGCACUAACAAAUUACAUGCCUGAAAUCCUUUGUUAAAAGGAAAAAGAAAUAAUCUGUUAGGAGUACAUCAUGUUUCUAGGUUUUCUUUUCCAGUCUUUUCUCCAUGUAGUUUCACUUUUGUCUAUACUUGGGUAGGGAUGAACAUGGAUGAUCUCUGGAAAUAAAUAUAAGUCAUUGUCAUUUUAAUACCUUGUCUUUUCCCAUGUUUUUGUACCUUUCAAUAAUAUCUGUGAGAUAAAACAGCAUUACUUACCUGCAAUUUGGAUUUAAGUUUGGCUGCUGGAGAUCACAAGAUGUUCUUGGGAAAAAAAAAUCAAAAUGUCUUUUCUCCUUCAAUUUAAUGUUUUCGAAGACAAUUGUACAGGCAAGUUAGAUUUGUAACCACAAACCAGUUUUGUAGUUUUAAAUGGUUCAGUCCCAGACAUGCUUUAUUAUCAUUCCAAACAUUAUGGCCCAGAAAGAGAUUUGAAUUCCCUCUGCAACCCCUUUCUUUGAUUUCCUUUAUGCAUGUUUAACAAGAAACUCACCCCUUUAUGUUUGGACAAAUGGGAUUCAAUUACAAAUACCAGUAACCUGUAACCCUAGUGGGCCAUUGAAGCAGUCAGGGAUUGUUAAGUGGUAGAUUGUAUCUUACUGGAGGACUUCGGGUUCUCUGCUAUUUCUGACAAUAUUGUUUGCCUUAACUUUUGUUUUUCCUCUCUUUGUGGUGAAGCAUUAAUUGAAUGUACAUGAAUGCAGAAGACCUUUGUGUCACAUGGGAUACUGCACGGCUCUACAGAGUUUCUAGUGUUAUGUGUUCAACCUUAGAUUUGAUGAUGUUUCUCUUUUUUCCAUUUCUAUGCCUGUGAGUGAAUGCAAAUGCAAUGCAUCUAUUCAUUCAUUACCCUGUGGAAGACUGGAAUUUGCAAACUUCGUUAGGCUGGCAGGUCAACCAAAUUUCAUGCUUUUGUCUGUCCACUGUCCUGAUUUUUUAUUUCUUUUUGGCUGCACAAGACAAUAAAUUUAAGCAAAUACUAGUUCUAAUUUAUUGCAAUGUUUCUUCAAGGAUGUCUUAAAAAUAU